AUGGGGAAACAAAACAGCAAGCUCCGUCCUGAGGUGAUGCAGGACCUGCUGGAGAGCACCGACUUCACAGAGCAUGAGAUCCAGGAGUGGUACAAAGGCUUCCUGAGGGACUGCCCCAGUGGGAACCUCUCUAUGGAAGAGUUCAAGAAGAUAUACGGCAACUUCUUUCCCUAUGGAGAUGCUUCAAAAUUUGCCGAACAUGUCUUUCGCACUUUUGAUGCUAAUGGUGAUGGGACUAUAGAUUUCAGGGAGUUUAUCAUCGCGUUAAGUGUGACAUCACGCGGCAAGCUUGAACAGAAGCUGAAAUGGGCCUUUAGUAUGUACGACCUGGAUGGGAAUGGGUACAUCAGUAAAUCUGAAAUGUUGGAGAUUGUACAGGCUAUAUAUAAGAUGGUGUCAUCUGUGAUGAAGAUGCCUGAGGAUGAGUCCACACCUGAGAAGAGGACAGAGAAGAUCUUCAGGCAGAUGGACACUAACAGAGAUGGCAAGUUGUCUCUGGAGGAGUUCAUCAAAGGGGCAAAGAGUGACCCCUCCAUCGUACGCCUGUUGCAGUGUGACCCCAGCAGUGCUGGACAGUUCUAA
This is a messenger RNA of Menidia menidia (Atlantic silverside), 582 nucleotides long. NCBI's taxonomy places the organism in Eukaryota, Metazoa, Chordata, Actinopteri, Atheriniformes, Atherinopsidae. The record is from the annotation of a GenBank genome assembly.